AUGAUAAAAGUACACGGUUAUCAGGUUAUUCCCUCGGAAUUGGAAGCACUCUUAAUCACUCAUCCUGGGGUAGCUGAAGCAGCUGUCGUCGCCAUUUCCGAUCAUGAAGCUGGCGAAAGGCCAGUUGCUUUCGUUGUUCUCGACAAAGACAAACCUGCGAGUACAAAGCAAGAUCAUGGACUACGUUAA
Messenger RNA from Ostertagia ostertagi, 189 nucleotides. The record is from the annotation of a GenBank genome assembly. NCBI's taxonomy places the organism in Eukaryota, Metazoa, Nematoda, Chromadorea, Rhabditida, Trichostrongylidae.